AUUGGAGCAAGACAGCAACCAACAUUAUAAAGAAGAGUUCUGAUAAUCUUGGGAAAUCCUUGUCCUCCAGUUCUAUCGGCUCCAAUUCAACAUACUUAACAUCCAAAUCAAAAUCUACCACGAAUACGUAUUUGAAACGAAACAGCCAUACAGAAAAUAUUUUUGUUGACAAACCAUCUUCAAAAUUUACCCAAGAGAAUGGAGAACAGACCUCAAUCAUGCCAGUCCAUCAGGUUAUUGACAAGGUCAAGGGAUACUGUAAUGCUCACUCUGACAACUUCUAUAAAAAUAUCAUCAUGUCUGAUACAUUUAGUCACAGCACAAAGUUCUAAUUGGGCUUCUGAGUUUUUUGAACCAGAGCAAG
Tinamus guttatus (white-throated tinamou) is the source of this 364-nucleotide messenger RNA. The record is from RefSeq and is a predicted model, not a curated record. NCBI's taxonomy places the organism in Eukaryota, Metazoa, Chordata, Aves, Tinamiformes, Tinamidae.